GAAGCAGUUUGAAAGUUUUCAUCUCUGUUUUCCAAAACAAAUAUUCUUCAUGAAACCCGAUAAAAAUGCAAAAGAACCCAGAGAUUCCGUGCAAAUUGCAUUUGAUUUUAGUGGAGACCGUCCAACGUGUGAUCAUGGACCAAUGCUUCUAUUCGAAAGACAAUCAAUGAUCGGUAGGAGAUUUUUUGCCUGCUCAGCCUAUCGAGAUCGGAAGCUAUGCCCUGCAUACGUUUUGGAAUCAGUGUGGGAAAAUGACAAAAGCAAGGGACAGAAAAUGGCAAAGCAGUCAACUACUCAACUACUUCUGAGGUCUGAGCGUGAGCUAAACCAGAUCAGAGAGAAUAUCCUGAUGAGGCAUGAUCUAAAAAUGAAAGAUAGAGGCUUUUGUCAUUCUUGUGGAGAAAUUUUUGUGACCAUGGGACAACAUGUAAAUCAUAAAGUCACUGCAGCAGUUGGUGAUAAUUUACUAGAUGAACCCUCUAAGAUUUUAGAUCCCUUAGAUCAUUCCAAAAAAGAAGCCCAAUAUUUCUUCUCUGAGGAUUCCAUAAAUGUUAUAUUGGGGCUCCUUCAAGAUGCAAAAGUUAGCCAUGUCCUUUGCAUUUCCUGCCCAACUAUCUUUGAAAAAUUAAAAAGGGACAGCUCUAAGAAAUGCUUGAUGCUUGAUCUGGACGUUAGAUUUCGCCAAUUUUACAGUCCGCAAGAAUAUCUGUUAUACAACAUGUUCAACCAUCACUUUUUUGAUGGGUCUCAAAGUGUUUCAGUCUAUGAACAGUUUUUGAUAGAAGGCAAAAAUAAUUUGGCUGUAGUUAUGGAUCCCCCAUUUGGAGGUAAAGUGGAAGUUAUUUCACAUACUCUGCAGACAAUCGAUGACGAGUACAAGCAUCUGAAUGGGCAGAACGCUUCGGAUAUUUCAAAAUUCUGGAUAUUUCCCUAUUUUAUGGAGUCUCAGAUUGUGUCUAAUCUACCUUCCUUUGCCAUGCUUGACUACAAAGUUGAGUAUACAAACCACAGCCAGUUUCAAAAAGGACCUCAAGGGAGAAAACAAGGGUCUCCAGUCAGAAUAUUUACAAAUGUCAGCCUUCAAAAACUUAAAUUACCUGCCAGGGAAGGAUAUAAGUAUUGCACCUUCUGCAAAAAAUGGAUAAGUCCUGAGAACAGACAUUGCAUGAUCUGUAAUUCUUGCACAUCUAAGGACGGAAGGACUUACGUGCACUGCGACCAAUGCAAAAGAUGUGUGAAACCUACCUGGAUCCACUGUUGGAAAUGUAAACGGUGUGCAUUGGCCGAACAUCCGUGUAUGUUAUUUCAGGAACGUUCUAAAGACACUGCAACAGCAAAGAAAAAAAAAGUCAGCAGCCCGUCUCCAGUUACCGCAAAAUCGACGUCUGAUAACUGGAUUGUAACUGAAUCAAGAAAUACAUAAAUAGAAUUUUA
This is a messenger RNA of Daphnia magna, 1434 nucleotides long. Its product is annotated as rRNA N6-adenosine-methyltransferase ZCCHC4. NCBI's taxonomy places the organism in Eukaryota, Metazoa, Arthropoda, Branchiopoda, Diplostraca, Daphniidae. Gene Ontology annotation, cellular component: cytoplasm; nucleolus. Gene Ontology annotation, molecular function: rRNA (adenine-N6-)-methyltransferase activity. The record is from RefSeq and is a predicted model, not a curated record. Gene Ontology annotation, biological process: rRNA methylation.